Molecule: messenger RNA, 1321 nt
Organism: Fragaria vesca subsp. vesca
Lineage: Eukaryota; Viridiplantae; Streptophyta; Magnoliopsida; Rosales; Rosaceae
Exons: 12
Coding region: 92-1114 (340 amino acids)
Cellular component (GO): cytosol
Molecular function (GO): kinase activity
Source: RefSeq, a predicted model, not a curated record
GACCUCUGAAUUCUUUGUCAAACAGCAACGCAAACUCAAACUCAAACUGCAACUGUGUUGACUGAUCGGAUUUGAGUCGUAGAACCCAACAAUGGAGGAGGAGAAGAGCAACACAACUCUGCAACAAAGCGGUUCUGUUCAUCUCACAAAACCGAUUCGUUGCAUCGUCAAACUCGGAGGUGCAGCAAUUACUUGCAAGAAUGAAUUAGAGACCAUAAAUGAAGAGAAUCUAAAGACGGUUUCCUCACAGUUGAGGCAAUCGAUGAUUGCUGGAUCGUCUUCUGGAAAGGUUAUUGGGAUGGAUUGGAGCAGGAAAGCAGGAGAACCAGAAAUUCCAUCUACUGUGGAUGAUUUUGAAGAUCAGCCAGUCGCGGAAUCGAGUGCUUUUAUAGUUGUUCAUGGAGCAGGCUCUUUUGGACAUUUUCAAGCUAGUAAAUCUGGGGUUCAUAAAGGAGGAUGGAAUCGACCCCUGGUCAAGGCUGGUUUUGUUGCCACCCGCAUAUCUGUUACGAAUCUCAAUCUUGAAAUUGUUAGAGCCCUAGCCAGAGAGGGGAUUCCUUCCAUUGGGAUGUCUCCAUUUGCAUGUGGCUGGUCAACUCGCGAAAGAAAUAUAGCCUCAGCUGAUUUGUCUGUAGUGGCCAAGGCUAUUGAAUCUGGUUUAGUUCCUGUUCUGCAUGGAGAUGCUGUGCUCGAUGACUUACUGGACUGCACCAUAUUGAGUGGAGAUGUUAUCAUCAGUCAUCUAGCAGCACACUUGAAGCCUGACUAUGUUGUUUUUCUUACGGAUGUUCUUGGUGUGUAUGAUCGUCCGCCAUCAGAACCCAAUGCAAUACUCCUGAGAGAAAUUGCUGUGGCUGAAGAUGGGAGCUGGUCUGUUGUGAGGCCAACACUUGAGGACAUGAAAAAUCAAGUUAAAACAAGCGUAGCAGCCCAUGAUACAACUGGUGGAAUGUUGACCAAGAUAGCAGAAGCUGCAAUGAUUGCAAAGCUAGGGAUCAAUGUCUAUAUUGUGAAGGCAGCCACAAGCCAUGCGUUGAGGGCGUUGAGCGGUGAAUUGAAAGGCGAAAUUCCUGAUGACUGGCUGGGAACAUUAAUCCGGUUUUCAAGUAAAUGACCAUCUGAAGUUGCAGAACAGUCAAGAAAAAGGCAAACUUCUGGUACUGCUUCCAAUGAACUUUACUAUAACUGAUUGAUAUGUACUGUAUCUUUAUUUCUGUUGGUAUCUGAGUCGGCAUCAAAAUGAUAAUGAGUUAGGAUCCGCAUAAUCAAUUAGUUCACAGCUGGGAAUUUGGAAUGCCAGCCUGUCUACCUGUUUGAUAAG